This is a messenger RNA of Tarenaya hassleriana, 1591 nucleotides long. Its product is annotated as RING-H2 finger protein ATL32. Bases 288 to 1394 code for a protein of 368 amino acids. The transcript has a single exon. The record is from RefSeq and is a predicted model, not a curated record. Lineage: Eukaryota; Viridiplantae; Streptophyta; Magnoliopsida; Brassicales; Cleomaceae.
GUCUUAUUCAGACAAAAAAAAACUGGGGGCGGAAGAACUGCAACUGCAAGUGGAACUUGGUUUUGCCCAUCGUUCGAAGCCAACCUAAAAUUAUAAAUUGACCUUUUUAUUAUUAUUAUUAUUUUGAAGCUUAUCUAAAACAAUUUGCUCAUGCCCUCACUAUAUUUUAUCUCAAUUUGUGUUUCGAUUUUAUGUCCCCCCACAUAUGAUCAAUUCACCUCACAACAGCAUUUUCUGUAGCUUUAAAUCGUUAAAACGACUGUAUUCGCCGUCGUUUCGAUACAGCAAUGAUAGGAGAGAAGCGGUUCAACCGUUACCGUUGGAUAAUCUUUACGUCGAUCAUAGCCCUACACGUGUCGUUUCUCCUCCGGCAAGCCCAUGCGCAGCCCGUGCCGCCGUUAGCACCGGGCGCUUACGGAAUGCAGACGAAGUCUGACCCGUCGAAGGCCAUCGUCUUCGCCGUCCUCCUCAGUGCCUUCUUCUUGGUCGGAAUGCUCUCCGUCUACCUCCGCAACUGCUCGGGGCCCGAUCCCAGUUCUGGUGGCGUACACCGCCGCCGUGCCGCCGACUCGUCGAGGCGGAAUGGCCUGGAAGACGCCGUCUUGGAGAGCUUCCCGGUCUUUGCUUACUCCUCCGUCAAGGACCGGAAGAUCGGAUCCGGCGCGCUUCAAUGCGCCGUCUGUCUCAGCGAGUUCGAGGAGAAAGAGAUACUCAGGCUGAUCCCUAAAUGCAAUCACGUCUUUCACGCCGAUUGCAUCGACGCCUGGCUGUACUCUCACGCCAAUUGCCCUGUUUGCCGAGCCAAACUCGCGCCGGAAUCGGAGAAACUCGGCGAUGACGAACCUCCAGUAACCGACUCGAUCGCCGUCGAGUCAAACAAUCCGAAUAACUCGGAGGAGACCGGUAGAGUCAGAGAUCACAUCGCGAUCGACAUCGACGGCGAUCGAACAGGAGAUUCCGAGGCGAUCGACGCCGCAAUGAAACGCGAAAAGCGGCGGAGGUCGGGAAUCGGCGGAAAGUUCCCCCGGUCGAACUCGACGGGUCACUCUCUAGGACAACUCAGGGAAACCACGGAGAGAUAUACGCUGCGGUUGCCGGAGGACGUGAGGAAGCGGAUAAUGGCAGCGAGUGGCCGGAGACUAAAGCGGACGAGGAGCUACGACGGAUGUGCUUCGGCGGCGGAGGAUGGAAGCACGAGAAGAGGUCGCCGGAUCGGCGGGGAGGGGAGCGGCGGCAGAGGCAUAGGUUAUGGAGUCGGGUCGGGUGAAAGAUAUGAACGGGUCAAUUGGAGGGACCGAUGUGGAUUGUCGGUCCCAAAGAUGUGCGCCGUUAGAUCACGGAACGAUAACGGUGAAGUGAUCGUAUGGGUGCAAGCUGAUGGCCCGCUAAAAUGACGCCGUUAGUUGCCGAACUUAGCGUUUGUUACUGUUAGGGUUCAUUGAUUAUCGGUUUAAUUAAUAUAAUUUUGGUUAGAAAGCCGUUGUAAAUCAUUUCAAUUUUUCCCCCUCGUAUGUGUUUGUUGAUGUAUCCAUGUUCGUGUACUAACAACAUUAUAACUAAAAAUAAAUAAAUAUUCCAUGUUUUCGAUCAA